AUGCUUGCGAACCAAUGCAUUCAUUCACGCCUUCCAUUAAUCGCUGUUUCUGAUGCCUCUAACGCUGUUCCCCCUCGUCCCCGACUACCGCAACAGGCGCCGCUCAUGGCGGCGGCGGCGGCGACGGCGACAGCGGCCGUGGGCGCGGGGGUGGCGGAGGACGCGGGAGCGGUGGUGGCGAGGCUGAACGGCACGGAGGUCACGAGCGCUGCUGGCGAUGAGAAUGCGACGGGGGUCAUUUCGCUUGCCGUCUUCCAGAGUGGCAGCGACUACAACAUUCGCUACGGUGCCAGCAUCCGCCUGACCGCCCCCGGAGCUCCCCUCUCCAUCGCCAUCCGCACCGGCGCUGCCGGCUCGGCAGACAGCGGCGCGGCCCUUCUCGAGUUCUCCGCCACCGAAGCAGCGUGGGCCAACCUCACUUGGAACGGCACCCGCAGGGACCCCCGCGGCCGCAGGCAUGCCGCCCCUAUUCCGAAAUACUUUGGGUUUUUCAGCCCGGGUGUUCCGUCCGGUUACGUGUAUGGGUUCUCUGGGGUUUGGUAUAAUGCCACGCAGUACAGUAACGCGGCCGGGCAGAGCUAUUUCGAGGUGGCGAAUCUGCUCUUGGCGAAUCCGAGUGGGUACUUUGGGAUUGUGAAGACGGAAGCGUUUGCGGAUGGAGCCGCCCGCGGGCAGUUUGCAAAUUUCACCCGCCCGACCCCCGACACAUUCUGGCAGCGCAACUAG
Closterium sp. Yama58-4 is the source of this 726-nucleotide messenger RNA. The record is from the annotation of a GenBank genome assembly. Lineage: Eukaryota; Viridiplantae; Streptophyta; Zygnematophyceae; Desmidiales; Closteriaceae.